Molecule: messenger RNA, 1188 nt
Organism: Miniopterus natalensis
Lineage: Eukaryota; Metazoa; Chordata; Mammalia; Chiroptera; Miniopteridae
Gene: TPGS1
Product: tubulin polyglutamylase complex subunit 1
Biological process (GO): protein polyglutamylation
Molecular function (GO): microtubule binding
Source: RefSeq, a predicted model, not a curated record
AAUAUGGCGGUGCUUCCGGUCCCGCCGCCCUCAGCGAAGAUGGCGGCAGUGGAGAAGCGGCGGCAGGCCAUAGCCCCGGCGGCUAGUUUCACAGACAGCAGCCGGCCGUCAGUGUCCCGGGCGGCGGCAACGGCCGAGAGCGAGGAGGACUUCCUGCGGCAGGUCGGCGUGACAAAGAUGCUGCGUGCGGCCCUGUUGAAGGUGCUGGAGGCACGGCCCGAGGAGCCCAUCUCCUUCCUGGCGCACUACUUCGAGAACAUGGGCCUGAGUAGUCCUGCAAACGGCGGCGCCGGGGAUCCCCCGGGCCAGCUCCUGCUGCAGCAGCAGCGCCUGGGCCGCGCGCUGUGGCACCUUCGCCUGGCUCACCACUCUCAGAGGACAGCCUUCAACAACAAUGUUGGUGUUGCCUAUGAGUGCCUGAGCGCCAGUGGGCGUAAGAAGAAGCCGGGGCUGGAUGGGCGUACCUACAGUGAGCUGCUCAAGCGCAUCUGCCGAGAUGGGGAAGCGCCCGAGGAGGUAGUGGCACCCCUGCUGCGCAAGAUCCAGUGCCGGGACCACGAGGCUGUACCACUGGAUGUCUUCCGCACUGGCAUGCUCACCUGCUUCGUGCUGCUGGAGUUUGUGGCACGGGCUGGUGCCCUCUACCAGCUGCUGGAGGACCCAACCCUGGCUGUUGCUGACCGACGCAUGGGCCAGGCAGUGCUGGACACCCUGGAGGGGGCCCUGCAGGCCAGCAGCGGUGCCACUGCUCCCACCCACUACCUGGAGGCCGGCUCACGCCUGGGGCCUGACAGCCUGGCGCUGGCCAUGGACCGUGCCCUGGUGGCUCGGCGGCCCAGCUCCCCCAUGACCAGAGAGGAGUUCCUAGAGAAGGCUGCUGCCCUCUUCAUUGCUAAGGUCAAGCCAGUGGGCUGAGCCCCUCCUCACACCUCACCUGCCUCCUCCACCCAGACAGCUGGGGAUGCUUUGAGGCCUGGCUCACCUGCCCCUGGGCAGAACAUGGGUCUGCAACCAGGAUUGGAGUUUCUGCAUGCAGGAGGAGGUGUGGGAAGCCCUCACCCAGCUUCAGAUCUGGAAUGAUACUCCAUCCCCUUCAGUGGGAGGCCAAAGGUCCCGGAAGUCGACACCCCCCCACACACCUGUAAAGGCCCCUCUCAGCAGUAAUAAAAGUCUGUGCCUGAGGCAGAA